CAUAAUCCCACACAUUUAUAGAUGGUGAUGAUAUCAAAAAUUUCAAAGAAACAAACGGAUCCAACGGUUCUUAUUUCAAUUGAAAUGGAUUCAGGUACCUCUUUCACUUUCCCGCCACUUCAUUCCCAUUGAGCACUUGUUUUUACAAGCAAAGUCACAGCCUUGAAUAUUAAUCCAACUACUCCUGUUUAUUUUUUCAACGAUUGCUUCACUGAUCAUAGCAAAGAAAGAAGACCCAGAACGCGUUUUUGGUUUUUUUAGUGAAAAUUAGAUCUCUCUGAAUCAGUAAUUUCGGACUCGAAGUAAUUAUUCGAAUAUGCACGAAAGGUGUAUGAGGAAAUGAUUGUUAGAGGUGCAUUUUCCUGAAUGGGGUCUAUUUGAUUCAGUGUUUGAACACCACGAAUAACAAGUUGUUUUGCUGCAUAAAUGAUUCUGAUUUUUUGAAACUGUAUGAGGAUAUGAUUCACCUGGAUUUUAGAACAUGGAGCACCAUAAUCAGGAACUAUUGUGUAGAAUCCAGGCACAAUGAAGCUUUGUCUAUUUUCCUUCAAAAUGUACGAUGUUCGUCAGGCUACAAACCUGAUCACCAAGUCUUUGCAGCCAUUCUUAAAUCCUGCACUGCCCUCUUGGCUAUCAAAUUGGGGAAGGUUCUUCAUGGUCAUGUUGUGAAGCAGGGUCAUCUUUCCUGCCACUCUGUGUCUAAAGCAUUGCUUAACUUGUACGCCAAAAGUGGUGAGCUUGAUGAUUGUCAGAGACUUUUUGGUCAGAUGGGUAGCUCUGAUCCUGUCAAUUGGAACAUUGUACUGUCUGGAUUUUCCGGUUCCCGAAUAUGUGAUGCUGAGGUGAUGAAAUUGUUUUUUGCAAUGCACUCAAGUGGCGAGGCUAAACCUAACCCUAUCACCAUCGCAAUCACUCUACCUGUGUGUGCUCGCUUACUGAAUUUAUAUGCAGGGAAGAGUGUGCACUCUUAUGUGAUUAAAUCUGGAUGGGAAACAGAUACCCUUGUUGGGAAUUCGUUGGUAUCAUUGUAUGCCAAAUGCGGGCUAGUAUGCAAGGAUGCAUAUGCUGUGUUUACUAGCAUCAAUCACAAAGAUGUUGUUUCGUGGAAUGCAAUUAUUGCAGGGUUUGUCGAGAAUAAGAUCAUGGUUGAUGCGCUCGAAUUGUUCAGAUGGAUGUUGAAAGGACCAAUAGAACCGAAUUAUGCAACAAUUGCAAAUAUUCUGCCUGUUUGUGCUUUUUUAGAUAAGGAUGUUCCCUACUGCUUUGGUAGAGAGAUACAUUGUUAUGUACAGCGGCGGACUGAAUUGCUAGCAGAUGUUUCUGUCUGCAAUGCUUUAGUGAGCUUCUACUUAAGAGUUGGAUGGAUGGAAGAAGCGGAGUCAUUGUUCCGGAAUAUGAUAUCAAGAGAUUUGGUUUCAUGGAAUGCCAUAAUCGCAGGAUAUGCAUCACAUGGUGAGUGGUUGAAAGCUUUGGACCUGUUUCGUGAAUUACUCUCUUUAGAGGUGACUGGGCCAGAUUCUGUAACUGUUGUUAGCAUUCUUCCUGCUUGUGCACACUUACAAAAUCUACAUGUGGGGAAAGAGAUUCAUGGUUAUAUUCUUCGACAUCCUUACCUAUGUGAGGAUACAACAGUGGGCAAUGCCCUAGUUAGUUUCUAUGCAAAAUGCAACCACGUAAAAGCAGCAUUUCAGACAUUUUUGAUGAAUUCUGAGAGAGACUUGAUAUCAUGGAAUUCUAUGCUAGAUGCCACUGUAGGGAGUGAGUAUGAUACUCAAUUUCUGGGCCUAUUAAACUGGAUGCUCAAUGAAGGAAUUAAACCUGAUUCCAUUACUAUCUUGACCAUAAUUCAUUUUUGUACUUCUGUAUUUAGAGUAGACAAGGUUAAGGAAACACAUUGCUAUUCAAUUAAGGCUAGUUUAUUACAAGGUGAUGUUGAACCUACCGUUGGAAAUGCAUUGCUUGAUGCAUAUGCCAAGUGUGGUAACAUAGAAUAUGCAUUCAAGAUUUUCCAAAGUUUGUCAGAGAAAAGGAAUUUGAUCACAUGCAACUCUAUGAUCUCAGGAUAUGUCAUUUGUGGAUUACAUGAUGAUGCAUGUAAGAUUUUUAAUGGGAUGUCUGAUGCAGAUCUCACCACCUGGAAUCUAAUGGUUCGAGCUUAUGCAGAAAAUGAUUCUCCUGUUCAAGCUCUCAAUGUGCUUCAGGAGUUACAAGCUCGAGGAAUGAAGCCUGAUGCAGUGACAAUCAUGAGCUUCCUUCCGGUAUGUGCUCAAAUGUCCUCAGGUCACUUUCUGAAGCAGUGUCACGGAUAUGCAGUUAGAGCUUGUUUUGUGGAUGUCCACUUGAAGGGAACUUUAUUAGAUGCAUAUGCAAAAUGUGGUGCUAUAAAGUAUGCUUAUAAGCUUUUUCAGUCAAGCUCCCAUAAGGAUCUGGUUAUGUUUACAGCUAUGGUUAGUGGGUAUGCCAUGCAUGGUAUGGGAGAGGAAGCACUUAUGGUUUUCUCUAAUAUGCUUGAGUUAUGUGUAAAGCCUGAUCAUGUUAUCAUCACUGCUGUUUUAUCUGCUUGUAGUCAUUCUGGCCUUGUAAAUGAAGGGUUAAAGAUAUUCAAUUCAAUAGAGAAUAUCCAUGGGUUAAAGCCAACAAUGGAACAGUAUGCCUGUGUGGUGGAUCUCCUCGCUCGAGGUGGAAAGGUAGAAGAUGCAUAUUCUUUUGUGGCUAGGAUGCCCAUUGAAGCUAAUGCAACUGUGUGGGGGACACUGCUAGGUGCCUGUAGGACUCAUCAUGAGGUGGAACUGGGCCGUCUUGUGGCAGAUCGUCUUUUUGAAAUUGAGGCUGACAAUAUUGGGAACUAUGUGGUGAUGUCAAACCUGUAUGCAGCAGAUGCUAGAUGGGAUGGGGUCAUAGAAGUAAGAAAGCUUAUGAGGACUCGAGAUCUGAAAAAGCCAGCAGGAUGCAGCUGGAUUGAAGUGGAGAGGCAGGAAAAUGUUUUUAUUGCUGGGGACUCUUCUCACCCGCAAAGAAGCCUCAUAUACACUACAUUGAGCACAUUAGAUCAACAGAUCAAGGAGCGGAUUCAUUUUUGAGUCACUUAUGGGUUCAGUUAUGGCAUUUAUGGUGUCAUAACUCAUAAGGCCGGCGGAAUUACUUUGCAAAUGAGCUCAGACAUGAUUCCCUGCAGCUUUUUGAGGCAGAAUUCCUGUGUGGCUUUUGGGUGCAGAUGCAUCACUUUACUUGAGUGACUCCACUCCAUUGACAAUACUGAUUGACUCUUCUACUACAGUCAUACUCGGUUUAGUUAUGUCCAACUUUUUCCACAAAUGUGAGUUUCAAAUUUCAGGUAAGCUUUUGAAGACCUUGUGUGACUGCCUGCUUCAGCUUAAUCGCUGGGAUCACUCUGCAUCCCUAUGGAUGAGAAGGAUAAUGUCAAAUCAUUUCGUUGAAAGUUCUCAGGGUUAUCCCUUCAGUUGCACACCUUGGCAGGUCAGAGGCAUUGGGAUGAAGUUUUUCACGACCCUCAGCUACUAAGAGUUUCAUAUCUUAUUUCAUCUUCAAAUUUUCAUUCUCUCCCUUAUGCGGAAUACCAAAUCGGGUUCUUGGCAUUCCAUUUGUGGGAAGUUGGGAAAGAUGAAUGAACUACAAAGUUAAGGCAUAAUCAAACAAUUUCUUUUGUUAUGAUGUAUGCUCACCAAACAUGGUUUCACACAUACAUGAAGUGCAUUAUCCUCAGUCCUCCCACUUUCUAAACUCCACUUUCCUGUCCUUUUACACUUGUCCAUGUGCUCUUUCUGGGUAAGACGUUUUAGCAAAUAUGAAAUACACCCUUCUUCUAGGAUAUACCAAAAUUUGUUAAAUACUAACCUUUUUGUUAUAUAAUUGACUUCAUGCUGCUCCCACAUUUUCUUUUAAAUGCAGUCCAAAUACAUAUUUUUUCAGU
This is a messenger RNA of Quercus lobata, 3931 nucleotides long. It is a transcript of the gene SLG1, whose product is annotated as Tetratricopeptide repeat (TPR)-like superfamily protein. The coding region runs from base 459 to 3080 and encodes 873 amino acids. The record is from RefSeq and is a predicted model, not a curated record. NCBI's taxonomy places the organism in Eukaryota, Viridiplantae, Streptophyta, Magnoliopsida, Fagales, Fagaceae. Gene Ontology annotation, molecular function: protein binding; RNA binding. The transcript is spliced from 2 exons. Gene Ontology annotation, biological process: RNA modification.